Messenger RNA from Oncorhynchus masou masou (cherry salmon), 5813 nucleotides. RefSeq names its product hydroxycarboxylic acid receptor 2-like. Gene Ontology annotation, cellular component: plasma membrane. Gene Ontology annotation, biological process: G protein-coupled receptor signaling pathway. The record is from RefSeq and is a predicted model, not a curated record. NCBI's taxonomy places the organism in Eukaryota, Metazoa, Chordata, Actinopteri, Salmoniformes, Salmonidae. The coding region runs from base 3461 to 4519 and encodes 352 amino acids. The transcript is spliced from 2 exons. Gene Ontology annotation, molecular function: G protein-coupled receptor activity.
AAUUGUUUAACUUGGGUCAAACGUUAGCCUUCCACAAGCUUCCCACAAAGAGUUGGGUGAAUUUUGGCCCAUUCCUCCUGACAGAACUGAUGUAACUGAGUCAGGUUUGUAGACCUCCUUGCUUUUUCAGUUCUGCCUACAAAUGCUCUAUUUGAUUGAGGUCAGGGCUUCGUGAUGGCCACACCAAUACCUUGACUGUGUUGUCCUUUUUGUCAAUAACAGCUGCCAAUGUUUAAUAUUAAAGAAGUCUCGAGGUAUUGCUUGCCUGAGGCAGAGUACCUUGUGAUAAGCUGUAGACCACACUAUUUACCGAGAGAGUUCUCAUCUAUUUCAUUCAUAGCCGUCUAUUUACCACCACAGACCAAUUCUGGCACUAACACCACACUCAACCAACUCUUUAAGGCCAUAAGCAAACAAAAAAUGCUCAUCCAGAUGCGGCGCUCUUAGUGGCCUGGGACUUUAAUGUAGGCAAACUUAAAUCCAUUUUACCACAUUUUUACAAGCAUUUCACAUGUGCAAUCAGAGGGAAAAAAGCUCUAGACCACCUUUACUCCAUACACAGAGAUGCAUACAAAGCUUUCCGCCGACCUUCAUUUGGUAAAUCUGAGCAUAAUUCUAUCCUCCUGAUUCCUGCUUAAAAGCAAAAACUAAAACAGGGAUGUACCAGUGACUCGCUCAAUACGGAAGUGGUCAGAUGAAGCGGAUGCUACGCAACAGGACUGUUUUGCUUGCACAGACUGGAAAAUGUUCCGGGAUUCAUCCAAUGGCGUUGAGGAGUAUACCACCUCAGUCAUUAGCUUCAUCAAUAAGUUCAUUGACGAUGUCGUCCCCAUAGUGACCGUACGUACAUAUCCCAACCAGAAGCCAUGGAUUACAGGCAACAUCCGCAUUGAGCUAAAGGCUAGAGCUGCCGCAUUCAAAGAGCAGGACAAUAAUCCGGAGGCUUAUAAAAAAUCCGGCUAUGCCCUCAGAUGAACCAUCAAACAAGCAAGGCUUCAAUACAGGAUUAAGAUUGAAUCCUACUACACCAACUAUGACGCUCGUCGGAUGUGGUUAGGGCUUGGAAACUAUUACGAACUAUAAAGGGAAACCCAGAUGCAAGCUGCCCAGUGACGCGAGGCAAGCAACACUGAAGCAUGCACAAGGGCACCAGCUGUUCUGGAUUACUGCAUGAUAAUGCUCUCGGUAGCCGAUGUGAGCAAGAUCUUUAAAUGGGUCAACAUUCACAAAGCUGCGGGGCCAGACGGAUUACCAGGACGUGUACUCCAAGCAUGCGCGGACCAACUGGCAAGUGUCUUCACCGACAUUUUCAACCUCUCCCUUACCGAGUCUGUAAUAACUACAUGUUUCAAGCAGACCACCAUAGUCCCUGUGCCCAAAGAAGCAAAGGUAACUAACUAAAUGAUUACCGCUCCAUAGCACUCAUGUCGGUAACCAUGAAGAGAUUUGAAAGGCUGGUCAUGGCUGGCUCACAUCAACAGAAUCCUCCCGGAUACCUUAGACCCAAUCCAAUUCACAUACCACCUUAAACUAUCCACAGAUGACGCAAUCUCAAUCAUAGAUUGGCCUUUCCCAUCUGGACAAAAGGAACACCUAUGUGAGAAUGUUGUUCAUUGACUACAGCUUAGCGUUCAACACCAUAGAGCCCCCGAAGCUCAUCAUUAAACUUAGGAUCCUGGGAUUAAACACCUCCCUCUGUAACUGGAUCCUGGAAUUCCUAACGGGCCACCCCCCAGGUGAUAAGGGUAGGCAACAACACUUCUGCCACGCUGAUCCUCAACACGGAGGCCCCUCAAGGGUGUGUACUUAGCCACCUCCUGUACUCCCUGUUCACCCACGACUGCGUCGCUAAACACGACUCCAACACCAUCAUUAAGUUUGCUGACAACAAAACAGUGGUAGGCCUGAUCACAGACAAUGCUGAGACAGCCUAUAGGGAGGAGAUCAGAGAACUCGCAGUUUGGUCUCAGGGCAACAACCUCUCCCUCAAUGUGAGCAAGACAAAGGAGCUGAUCGUGGACUACAGGAAAAGGCGGGCUAAACAGGCUCCCAUUAACAUCGAAGGGGCUGUAGUGGAGCGGGUCGAAAGUUUCAAGUUCCCUGGUGUCCACAUCACCAACGAACUAUCAUGGUCCAAACACACCAAGACAGUCGUGAAGAGGGCACGACAAAACUUUUUUCCCCUCAGGAGACUGAAAAGAUUUGGCAUGGAUCCCCAUGUUCUACAGCUGCACCAUCGAGGGCAUCCUGACCAGUUGCGUGACCACCUGGUAUGGCAAUGUCUCGUCAUCUGACCGUAAGGCGCUAACAGAGGGUAGUGCAUACGGCCCAAUACAUCACUGGGGCCAAGCUUCCUGCCAUCCACGAACUCUAUAAUAGGCGGUGUCAGAGGAAAGCCUAUAAAAUUAUGAGAGACUCCAGUCACCCAAGUCUGUUUUCUCUGCUACCGUAAGGCAAGCAGUACCGGAGCGCCAAGUCAAGGACCAAAAGGCUACUCAACAGCUUCUACCCCCAAGCGAUAAGACUGCUUGAACAAUUAAUCAAAUGGCCACCGGACUAUUUACAUUGUUUUGUACACUGCUGCUACUCGCUGUUUAUUAUCUAUUUAUAGUCACUUCAUCACUACCUACAUGUACAAAUUACCUCAACUAACCUGUACCCCUGCACACUGACUUGGUACUGGUGCCCCCUUGUAUACAGCCUCGUUAUUGUUAUGUUAUUAUGUUACUUUUUUUUUUUUUUUUUACUUCAUUUGGUAAAUAGUUUCUUAACUCUUAUUGAACUGCACUGUUGGUUAAGGGCUUGUAAGUAAGCAUUUCACGGUAAGGUCUUCACUUGUUGUAUUCGGCGCAUGUGACAUGUGAUUUGAUGACUCUUAGGUAAAAGCGGAACUGUGUGCCUCAGCAAAAAGUCGCCCCCCAGAUGUAUGCCUAGUUUUCUUCUUAUAAGGCCAGCACAUUUCACCUUCUCGUAUCUCAUAUUACGUCUAUAUCAUGAUUCACUGGUAUUUGGAACAAAAUCCCCUAUUGCUGUGAACAAGCAGUUGCAUGUCAAAACAAUGACAUGACAAUGACAUGACAAAGAUAAAGCGGUGUGGGAAGAGGACAUUGAAAUGAAGGUUGAUUGCAAAACUUCCUGAAUUACCUCAGAGAUCUUGCUGUUUGUGAUGUCACACUGGCUCUGGCCAGUCUUCAGAGGAAGUCAUUCUCAAAGUCAAUCUAAAGACGUUCUUCUUGAAACCAACAGAAACGCCUGAACAGUGGAGACACACAGGAGAGGAGAUAAAAUAUGUUGAGGGGAGCAUAGACUGCCUUUUAAACCCAAUUGUUGUCACACUGACCCCAAAUGCAUGACUCAACUGAUAUUCCUCUGAGAUGCUUUGAAAAGAGGAAGAGGUGGAUUUUGUGAAAAAACGGCAACAUCCAAAGUUUCCUGGAAACGAAAUCAUACUCAAUCAAAGAUGGCUGAAAUGGCUACAGUUUCACAUGAUAACUAUACUUGCAGAGAGAACCUGUCCUGCAUAUCACCUCAGAAUCUGGUGGCCGACAUACUGCCUCCUGUCCUGAUUAUAGAGCUCCUACUGGGCCUGCCAGGCAAUGUAGUGGCCCUGUGGAUCUUCACUUGCCGUCUGAAGAUCUGGAGGGUCAACACUCUGUUCCUCUUCAACCUGGUCCUGGCUGACUUCAUGCUGCUCAUCUGCCUGCCCUUCCGCAUUGACAACCUGCUCCGUGGGGAAUACUGGGUGUUUGGCGACGCCUGGUGCCGGAUCAACCUCUUCAUGCUGGCUGUCAACCGUUCGGCAAGUAUUGCCUUCAUGACUAGCGUGGCCUUCGACCGCUACUUCAAGGUGGUCCAUCCGCACCACCGCAUCAACCACAUGACGUCUACCCAGGCGGGAAUGGUGGCGGGGGGCAUCUGGGCGGUAGUGAUCUCCCUGCGGGUCCCCCUGCUGGCCACCAACCUCCUAAGGGAACAUGGCAACAUCUCCCUGUGCCGCAGCUUCAACUUCUACACCGUGAUUCCUCCGGCGAUCCUGCUGCACUAUAUGGUGUUCAUCGGGGAGUUCUUCCUGCCUCUGCUGCUCCUGCUGUUCUGCUCAGCCAGGAUCGCCUGCAUCCUGCGCCAACGGCAGCUGGACAAAGAGAAGAAGGUGCGGCGGGCCAUCCGGGUGGUGGUGCUAAUUGUGGCUGUGUUUGUGCUGUGUUUCUUUCCUGGCAUCGCCACAGGCCUGGUUGCGCUCUAUAUCAAGCAGUUCAGAUGUUGGGACUGUGAAUCCUACAAAAUGGCAGGCCAGCUUUUCAGCCUGUCCAUUGGCUUCACCUACCUUAACAGCGCCCUGGACCCUGUCAUCUACUGCUUAUCCAGCUCCAUGUUCCAGAACUCCCUCAAGAGCUCCAUCAAUAAGAUGGGCCUUGUGGAGUUGAGGCUGAGCCGACGGGAAGCAUGGCCAGCGAUGGGUGAGGGAGGCAACUCUGGCCCUUUCCUCCAGAGACAGGCCCCACCUUCUAGAAGGUCCUAAUAAGGAGAACAGACUCAUGGCAGUGAAUUGAAUGGAGACGAGACAGUGGAAUUUUACAGCUGUAAUUAACAAGCCAUAUGUUAUAUUCAGAAACAUUUCGUAGCUAUGUGGGAUACGUACUUGAAAUGGCUGAAUACCAGUUAGUGUGAAACAAAGAUAGGAAAAAGAAUGCAACCAUUCCAUCUGAAUUUGACAUUAUUUUCACAACCAUCUGAUGUUGUAGAAUGGCAUUAUGUUUUUGUCUUGAUUUUAAUAUGUCUGUCAAACACACCAUCAUUUUUACCAAAUACAGUAUUCAUACAGCAAGAUGUUUAAUCAAGUGUAUGUGUUACUCAGUUCUUUAUAAAAUAUAUAUAUUUUUAUGUGAUGUUUGUGCUUAGAGUAUACUGUACACUGUGUACAAAACAUGUUCUUUCCAUUACAUAGACUGACCAGGUGAAUCAAGGUGAAAGCUAUGAUCCCUUAUUGAUGUCACCUGUGAAAUGAAUUUCAAUCAGUGUAAAUGAAGGGGAGGAGACAGGAUUUGUACAUCUUGAGACAAUUGAGACAUGGAUUGGGUAUGAGUGCCAUUCAGAGGGUAAAUGGGCAAGACAAUAGAUUUAAGUGCCUUUGAAUGGGGUAUGGUGUUAGGUGCCAGGCGCAGUGGUUUGAGUGUGUCAAGAACUGCAACGCUGCAGAGUUUUUCACGCUCAGCAGUUUCCCGUGUGUAUCAAGAUUUGUCCACCACCCAAAGGACAUCCAGUCAACUUGACACAGCUGAGGGAAGUAUUGGAGUCAACAUGGGCCAGCAUCCCUGUGGAACGAUUUCAACACCUUGUAGAGUCCAUGCUCCAAAUUGAGGCUGUUCUGAGGGCAAAAGGGAUGCAAUGCAAUAUUAGGAAGGUGUUCCUAAUGUUUUGUACACUGAGUGUAUAUUUUUCUAUCUCGAUAUUUUGUUAAUUUGUGAUGAAUGGAAUGGCAAUAAAGAUUAUCCUGAAUGUUAUGUAAAAUACAUAUGAAGCCACAGAUGAAGCCUGUCAAAGCCACAGAAGCCACAGAUGAAGGGGAACUCUUGACUGCUGCUGGGGGAGAGAGACUCUUCUCUUCAAAGACUCACAUUAUACACACAAAAGUGCUACAUGUCAUCCUUUGUUGCACAGCACCUGGCAGCAGCAAGAGAACUCAAUCAAUGGCUGUAGGUGUAAUUACCGCUGAGCGACCACUGCUGUGCCAACAUGUGACUCUGACAUGUGGCUUACUGGGACGAUACACGGCAGUGCAAACAGAGGUAUUAAAUAUCUUUCUCUCAAGUUUC